Egretta garzetta (little egret) is the source of this 312-nucleotide messenger RNA. RefSeq names its product non-receptor tyrosine-protein kinase TYK2-like. Gene Ontology annotation, cellular component: cytosol. The annotation marks the transcript as partial. The record is from RefSeq and is a predicted model, not a curated record. Gene Ontology annotation, molecular function: cytokine receptor binding; non-membrane spanning protein tyrosine kinase activity; ATP binding. Lineage: Eukaryota; Metazoa; Chordata; Aves; Pelecaniformes; Ardeidae. Gene Ontology annotation, biological process: cell differentiation; peptidyl-tyrosine phosphorylation; intracellular signal transduction. The transcript is spliced from 2 exons.
GGUCACUUCGGCAAGGUGAGCCUCUAUUGCUACGACCCCACCAACGACGGGACGGGGGAAAUGGUGGCCGUCAAAUCGCUGAAAUCCGGCUGCAGCCAGCAGCUGCUGACCAGUUGGAAGCGGGAAAUCGAGAUCCUCAAGACGCUUUAUCACGAAAACAUCGUCAAAUACAAGGGGUGCUGCAGCGAGCAGGGAGAGAAGAUCGUGCAGCUGAUCAUGGAGUACGUGCCCCUCGGCAGCCUGCGCGACUACUUGCCCAAGCACAACGUCAGCCUGGCCCACAUCCUGCUCUUCGCCCAGCAGAUCUGCGAG